Messenger RNA from Caretta caretta (loggerhead turtle), 2469 nucleotides. Its product is annotated as neurofilament light polypeptide. Gene Ontology annotation, cellular component: axon; cytoplasm; intermediate filament. Lineage: Eukaryota; Metazoa; Chordata; Testudines; Cheloniidae. Gene Ontology annotation, biological process: neurofilament bundle assembly. The record is from RefSeq and is a predicted model, not a curated record. Gene Ontology annotation, molecular function: structural constituent of postsynaptic intermediate filament cytoskeleton.
GCUGCUGGCUGCACCCCCCCCCGCUGCAACUGCUGGCUCUGCUCACCCCCCAAGCCCGCUCCAGGCCCAGCCCUGCGCUCCCCCCACACCCCCUUGCAGCUGCCCUGGCAGCCAGGCUCCCUGGCCAAGAUGAGCUACGACCCCUAUGGCUUCCGCAAGCCCUGGCAGGAGUACCGGAGCGUCCGCUCCACCAAGGCCACCGUCUCCUCCUCCCUGUACGCCCUGCACCGGCCGGCGCUGGCCCCCGCCCCGCACUCGGGCUGCGUCGCCUCCCUGGAGAAGUUGGACCUGUCCCAGGUGAGUAGCCUGAACGCGGAGCUGCUGGGGCUGCGGGCCCAGGAGAAGGAGCAGCUGGUCGGCCUCAACGACCGCUUCGCCGCCUACGUCGAGCAGGUGCGCCGGCUGGAGCGGGAGAACGAGGUGCUGCGGGCGGAGCUGGAGGCGCUGCGGCGGGAGCAGCGGGGCCCCUCGCGCCGGCAGCUGCUGUACCGGCAGGAGCUGCACGGCCUGCGUGGCCUGCUGGAGGCAGAGGCGGGCGAGAAGAUGCGCGUGGAGGCCAGCCGGGACCGGCUGCGCGACGCCUGCAGCCAGCUGAAGGAGCGGUACGAGGAGGAGGCCCGGCUGCGGCUGCAGGCCGAGGAGACGCUGCAGAAGGUGCGGGAGGAGGCCAGCCAGGCCGCACUGGCUCACAGCGACGUGGAGGGCAGCAUCGGCUCCCUGCUGGGGGAGAUCGCCUUCCUCCACAAGGUCUUUGGGCAGGAGCGUGCCGAGCUGUCGGCCCAGGUGGAGGCGGCCAGCCUGCCGGUGGACGUGAGCCUGGCGGGAGCCAAGCCCGACCUGGCGGCCGCGCUGCGGGAGAUCCGCGCGCAGUACGAGACGCUGGCCGGCAGGAACAGGCAGGCGGCCGAAGACUGGUACCGCACCAGGUUCGCCUCGGUGGCUGAGCUGGCCAGCAAGAACAACCAGGCGGUGAGGUCCAUGCGGGAGGAGACGGCCGAAUACCGGCUCCAGCUGCAGUCCCGCUCGGCCGAGGUCGAGGCCCUGCGCAGCGUCAUCGACUCCCUCAACAAGCAGCUGGAGAGCGCGGAGGACAGGCAGAGCAGCGAGGUGGCCACGUACCAGGAGCGUGUGGCCGACCUGGAGCAGAAGAUCAGGGAGGCCAAGCAGGAGAUGGCGCGAUACCUGCGUGAGUACCAGGACCUGCUCAAUGUCAAGAUGGCGCUGGACAUCGAGAUCGCUGCCUACAGGAAACUGCUGGAGGGGGAAGAGAUCCGCCUGAGCUACUCAUCUCCCCUGUGAUCAGCGGGGGCCCCUGCAGCAGGAGCAAAGCCCCCAGUCACCCCCACGUUCUCUGCACGCCCUGCUGCCUUGUCCCCUUCACACCCCUCCAGUCACUCCCCUUUCCCCCCAGUGCUGAGGGAGCCGAGCAGCUGCCCCCCAGGGCCAUUCACCAGCGGCCAGGGCCGUGCUACCAGGCGCCUGUGAGAGCCCCGUCUCAUGGGGCAACGAGGCCAAGGGGCUGCAGCCAAUCUCCGCCAUGGCCCAGCAAGGGCAGGCUCCAGACCCCCCGUCAGCAGUGCAGGGAGAGGCCAGGAGCGUCCUGGACUCCAGCCACGCCCUUCCCCUCCCAGCGCUGUGCUGAACACGGGCCAGGCCCCGCUGGACAAGGCCUCUUGGGUGUGUCCUCAGGAGCCCAGCACCCGCCCCGGGUACCGCUUGGCCCCAGCAGGGCUCCCGGGGCUGAUGCCCUCUUGCUGCUGCCUGCGGCUGAGCUGCCUCCGACCCAAGUGACGGGCACCGGGCCUUGAACCACAAGUGGCACGUGCCCUCUCCGGAUCCCGGAGGGCGAAACCACAAGUGACGUCCCCCUCAGAGCUGCCCCCCGGCCGUGCCAAGGGAGAACCGCAGCGGGGCGCAGGCAGCACUGCCAUGCCAACAGGGAGGGCUGCCCCCAGGCCCUGGGCUGCCCCCAGGCUGCCCCCCCAGCAAUGGGCAGGGCUGACCAGCAUGCACCCCCUGCUGUAAAGGGGCAAACAGCGCAGGGAGGCACAGCAGUGGGCAAGCAGGGAGAGCUGUACCCCAUUCCCCUGGCCCUGCUGUGCCCCCCAGAGCUGCCUCCCACCAUUGGGUGUCCCCCACACAGAGGGGGGAUCCCACAGAGCCAGGAGCCAGCCCAGCCUCUCCUGAAGGGGGCGCUCACAGCCACCACAGGGCCCAGUCCAGCUCUCCCAGGAACUUCCCCCAGGGAGCCCCCACGCAGGCGGAGGUGGUGGGGGGCUAAUCAGCACAGCGCCCCCCGUAGGCAGCUCUGCUGCAUCAGUCAGCGUGGGGCCAGCACAGACCCUUCGUCUCUCCCAAUCAUUGCACCAGCCACCCUUUCGGCGCAGCGGCUGGGCCAGCCUGGCACGGCCCCGCUGCCAGUGCCUGCGAGGGAAGCACCUCAAUAAAAGCCCCGUGGCAUUAACCUGA